Messenger RNA from Hibiscus syriacus, 339 nucleotides. RefSeq lists its product as uncharacterized. Lineage: Eukaryota; Viridiplantae; Streptophyta; Magnoliopsida; Malvales; Malvaceae. Gene Ontology annotation, molecular function: RNA-DNA hybrid ribonuclease activity; nucleic acid binding. The coding region runs from base 1 to 339 and encodes 112 amino acids. The record is from RefSeq and is a predicted model, not a curated record. The transcript has a single exon.
AUGCUUGAUGCGGAAUUAUGGGGAAUUUACAAGGUCUUAAAGGUGGCCUGGGACCUCGGUUUGCAGCAUGUUAUGGUCGAAACAGAUUUCAAGGAAGCCUUUGAUCUUCUCCAAAACGGCAAAAAUAUGGCGAGAAUCUCCCACUUGGUUCCUCACUUGAUUGAUCUUCUUUCUCGGAAUUGGCAGCUUCGUUUUUCUCAUGUCCAGCGCGCUAUAAACCGCACUGCUGAUGCCAUGCCCAAAGUCUCGAGGACACUCCCAUUUGGUGCAACCAGGUUUUCUUGUCCACCUGAUGCUGUUCGCCCCUUUCUGCUUAAUGAUCUAGCUACUGCUGCUUGA